AGUUUUUCAGCUUUACCGGCGUCAGGUUUUUUUUUUUUUUUUUUUUUUACAUUUGAGCCAAAUAUAUUUGCUGAAAAGAAGAAAGAACGCUGGAUAGAUGCUGCUGGAGUGGAUGAUGAACGGACACGCCAUUCUUUACACGGGGGUCACUUUGGCCUUUUGGAGCACCAUAUUGAUUGUUGGUGUUUGCUACACAAUUUUUGACCUGGGAUUCCGCUUUGACGUGGCAUGGUUCCUGUUAGAAACCUCUCCUUAUAUGUGGGCCAAUCUGGGUAUUGGCCUGGCCAUCUCUCUCUCUGUGGUGGGUGCAGCCUGGGGGAUCUACAUAACUGGCUCAAGCAUUAUUGGUGGCGGCGUGAAGGCCCCAAGAAUCAAAACGAAGAACCUGGUCAGUAUCAUCUUCUGUGAAGCUGUAGCAAUCUAUGGGAUCAUCAUGGCUAUUGUCAUCAGCAACAUGGCUGAGAGCUACAGUGGAACAACCCCAGAAACUAUUGGAGCAAAGAACUACCAAGCUGGUUACUCCAUGUUUGGAGCUGGUUUGACUGUUGGCUUUUCCAACCUCUUCUGUGGCGUCUGCGUGGGCAUUGUGGGCAGCGGUGCAGCGCUGGCAGACGCCCAGAACCCCAGCCUCUUUGUGAAGAUUCUAAUCGUGGAAAUAUUUGGCAGUGCGAUUGGCCUGUUUGGCGUGAUCGUAGCCAUUCUGCAGACAUCGAAAGUAAAGAUGGGAGACUAGAAGACGCACCCACAUGAUAGGAAGAUUCAAAAAU
Molecule: messenger RNA, 767 nt
Organism: Thalassophryne amazonica
Lineage: Eukaryota; Metazoa; Chordata; Actinopteri; Batrachoidiformes; Batrachoididae
Gene: atp6v0b
Product: ATPase H+ transporting V0 subunit b
Exons: 8
Coding region: 98-733 (211 amino acids)
Biological process (GO): proton transmembrane transport
Cellular component (GO): proton-transporting V-type ATPase, V0 domain
Molecular function (GO): proton-transporting ATPase activity, rotational mechanism
Source: RefSeq, a predicted model, not a curated record